Molecule: messenger RNA, 2249 nt
Organism: Sitodiplosis mosellana (orange wheat blossom midge)
Lineage: Eukaryota; Metazoa; Arthropoda; Insecta; Diptera; Cecidomyiidae
Product: battenin-like
Exons: 5
Coding region: 539-1876 (445 amino acids)
Biological process (GO): lysosome organization; regulation of intracellular pH
Cellular component (GO): lysosome; membrane
Source: RefSeq, a predicted model, not a curated record
GCGUUUGAAGUCAAUGUCAUUUCACAAACAAUUGCUAGUCAUGGAUAAAAACAUCUAACAAAACAUACACAACUCCUCAUGUGGCAUUCAACUGAUAAAAAAAAAGAUAAAAACCAAUUAGUGUUGUUGUCCUGAAUCGUGUUGUAACUCAAUUUUGUGCUAUGUUAUGUUUUGUUUUUAAUUCAUUAGAACAUUCCAAAUGAAGUAGAUCGAGUGAAAAUCGUGUCAUUGUUUGCAGCAAAGAAAAAAAUGAAUUGACAGAAAUAGUUCAUGUUUACAAAAUAGCUGACUCUGUCCAUUUUGUAUGAGAAUUACGCAAACGAAGAUAAGACGAUCGCUCAAAGUUCAAUAAAACCAUAAGUUUUUUUUAGAAAUUUUCCGUAUAUUUAAAACGAGCAAGCGUUCGUAGUGCAGUGCAUGUGUUCAAGGUCCAAGAAGGCAAAGUUCACCUAGUAAACUAGAAUUAUUCCAACGCUGGAUUAAACAAGAAGUGGUGGUUGAUGUCGAUCAUUAUUUAUGCCAAUCGUUCAACACUACAAUGUCGAAUGCAACCGAAGAUCUACCCGAAAUCCUGGCACGAGCUGUGACUGCCAUUCAGGAUCGACAACAAAGCAAUCAACAAAAUAGCCAAAGCAAUGUCAGCGGAUCAACCGAAUCAUUCCCAGACGUCCAUAAAUGGCGAAACAUACUAUCAUUUUGGGUGCUGGGAAUGUGCAACAAUUACGGAUUUGUUGUGAUGUUGAGCGCAGCAUAUGAUAUCAUUAAACGAUUCGAUGGAGUUUCGGACGAUAAAUACACGGAUGCAUUUGCAUUGGCCAUAUCUCGUGAUUGUAUAACAAUGCCCAUAGGAGUUUUAUUGCUGGCAGAUACAAUACCAUCGCUAACCAUUGCUCUGCUGGCACCAUUCCUGCCUUUUUAUAUCAACGUGCGAAUGGCAUUGGCAUGUUUACUAUCGGCGACUGGUUUUAUCGUUGUUGCAGCGGCUACACACCGAUGGCACGCUCUUCUUGGCAUUAUUAUUACGUCACUUAGCAGCGGGCUGGGUGAAACAUCAAUGCUCGCAUACACUGCGAAAUUCAACAGAAACGUCAUAUCAGCAUGGUCAUCGGGAACUGGUGCAGCUGGAGUGGCUGGAUCAUUGACAUACGCCAUGUUACUCAAAUACGGCUUUACGCCAAAAGCCACGUUACUUCUAAUGCUCGUCGUUCCUCUGAUACAACUAGCCACAUUCUCAACAAUUCUAAAGGAACCGAAUCGACUAUUCACUUCGUCGAGUGCAUCAUCGACUACUUCGUUAAUCGAUCACUCGCUCAUGGAUCACGAUAUUUCAAUAGCUCAAAUCCCAUUGAGUUUCAAACAGAAAAUUGAAUUCUUCCCAAAGAUGUUUAAAUAUGUGUUCCCUUUGUUUGCUGUUUACCUUUGUGAAUAUGUUAUCAAUCAGGGCUUGUUGGAUCUGAUAUUCUUCCCACAUAUUUGGUUAGAUCAUCCGGCACAAUAUCGCUGGUUGCAGGUUGACUAUCAAAUUGGUGUGUUUGUAUCGCGUUCAUCGCUCAGUUUCUUCGAAACCAAUCAAAUCUGGAUGAUGUCCAUACUCCAGUUUGUGAAUGUCGUUUACUUUUCAUUCCAAGCGGUAUUCAUGACCGUGCCGACCAUUUGGAUUAUUUUUGUGAUCGUAUUCUGGGAGGGAUUGCUAGGUGGCUGCUGCUAUGUAAACACAUUUAAUCGCAUAUCCAAAGAGUUGCCCAUACGGUACAAGAGUUUUGGACUGGGUAUGACAACAAUUGGUCAAUCAUGUGGUGUGGUUUUAGCCGGACUACUUGCGAUACCAAUACAUACCAUAAUAUGUCAAAUGCCUAUACCCAGCGUUUUGGAUUAGAUAAGAUUAAGUUGAACGAUGAACAGACUGAUAUCAUUUCGGACUGGUGGUGCUAUUUGUAAUAUACGAAUCUCGUAUGUUGUAUGUUAACUCAAAAAAUCUGUGAAUAAUGUGUUGAAACUACUUAAAAAAAAGAAACUCCGCCAAAUCAAAACUAUUUUUUUUCUACAUUUUUCUGUACACAUUUUCAGAAUAGUGAUUUUCGUCGAAAUUAUAAAGCUCAUUUCUAUAUAAACAUGUUUACUCUUCUUUUUUCAAAUUCUUCGUUCAAUUCCACUUGAUUGAUAACGAUUAUGCGAAUUUAUUGUACAUACAUCGCAACAGCUGUUCAUGACAGAAUUUGUUAAAUAAAUUUUCUUUUUUCAUAUAAGAA